Molecule: messenger RNA, 1885 nt
Organism: Andrographis paniculata
Lineage: Eukaryota; Viridiplantae; Streptophyta; Magnoliopsida; Lamiales; Acanthaceae
Product: 4-coumarate--CoA ligase 1-like
Exons: 5
Coding region: 154-1761 (535 amino acids)
Molecular function (GO): CoA-ligase activity
Source: RefSeq, a predicted model, not a curated record
UAGCUCCCAAUAACUCACUCCAGAAAUCUCGCGUCGAUCACAUUCAACCGAUUAAUACUUAAAUUGUCUAAUAAAAAUGGUAACAUAGCAAAUUCGAUAAAAUAUCCCAAUUCCUAUUUCAACGCAUAACCUCGCCGCCGCCGUCGCCGGAAAAUGGAGAUGAAGAAGGAACACAUCUUCCGUUCCCAACUUCCAGACAUCGACAUACCAAAUCAUCUCCCAAUACACGAGUAUUGCUUCCAAAACAUAUCCAAACACUUUACCCGCCCUGCAAUUAUCAAUGGCCCCACCGGCGACGUCUUCACCCACUCCCGCGUGGAGCUCACCGCCAGAAGAGUCGCCGUCGGCUUCCACAACCUCGGAAUCCGGAAAGGCGACAUCGUUAUGCUCGUCCUCCACAAUUCUCCGGAAUUCGCCUUCGCACUCCUCGCCGCCUCCUUCAUCGGCGCCACCGCGACCACCGCGAAUCCGCUCUACACCGCCGCGGAAAUCGCAAAUCAAGCGAGGAUAUCGAAGCCUCACCUCAUCAUCACCCACGCCUGCUACAUCGACAAGGUAAAACUCACCGCGACUGAAAUUAGCGCCAGAAUUGCAACAAUUGAUGCUCCGCCAUCGCCGAAUCUAAUUGAUUUCUCCGAUUUGAUGAGAUCGGACGAGAAAUUGCUACCGAAAGUCGAAAUCGAUGCGGAAGACACGGCGGUUAUGCUCUUCUCCUCUGGAACCACCGGUCUCCCCAAGGCGGUUAUGCUGAGCCACAAAAACAUCGUGACCUGCAUCUCGCAGCAAAUCGACGGCGAAAAUCCGGCCGUCCACACCGAGCCGGAGGACCUAACGAUCUGCAUUCUGCCAUUGUUCCAUUGCUACUCUUUAAUUUCGAUUCUUCUCUGCAAUUUGCGAGCAGGUGCUGGCAUCGUUGUUAUGCCGAAAUUCGAAAUCAACGAGCUACUGAAACUGAUACAGAAAUACAAAGUGACUCUAGCGUCGUUCGUGCCGCCGAUACUUCUGGCGAUCGUGAAGAGUCCGGCGGCGGCCUCCGACUAUGAUCUGUCGUCGGUGAGAAGAGUGGUUUGUGGCGCGGCGCCGAUGGAUAGACGGCUCGAGCUUUCAGUCCAAGCCAAGCUGCCCAACGCAAUUAUUGCACAGGGAUAUGGUAUGACUGAAGCUGGAGUAGUAACAACGAGUCCCGGUUUUUCGAAAUUUCCUCGAAAAUUCAAACCCGGUUCGUGCGGAACUGUCAUUAGAAAUUCGGCGAUAAAAAUCGUCGACCCCCUGACGGGGGCAUCUCUUCCCCGGAAUUCUGCAGGGGAGAUUUGCACCAAAGGUGACUCUGUCAUGAAAGGUUAUUACAAGGAUGAAGAAGCGACGAGGAGGACGAUAGACGAGGAGGGAUGGCUGCACACAGGGGACAUCGGGUAUGUUGAUGAGGAUGAUCAAGUGUUCAUCGUGGAGAGGCUAAAGGAACUCAUAAAGUACAAAGGUUUUCAUGUAGCGCCCGCGGAGCUUGAAGCGCUGCUCGUCUCCCAUCCUGCUAUAUCCGAUGCUGCCGUAGUCCCGAUGAUGGACGAGGCUGCCGGAGAAGUUCCCGUGGCGUUUGUGGUUCGAUCCGCCGGCGGUGGUAACAUCUCAGAACAUGAAAUAAAAGAAUAUGUCUCCGAGCAGGUGGCAUCGUACAAGAGGAUUCAUCGUGUAUUUUUCAUUGAUGAAAUUCCUAAAGCUCCAUCGGGUAAAACUUUGAGGAAGAAUCUGCGAUCAAGAAUUUGAAUCUAAAUUUUUCCGAGCUUCAAGUUAAUUUCUCUACAUGGACGACAAACGAAGCUCACAUAACUUCUUAGUGUUUUGAAUUAAUUAAACAAAAUAAUAAUAAUAAUAAUAAUAAUAAUAAUAA